UUCUGCCAGCAGCGACCCCAGGCACGGAGGUCAAGUUCAGCCGAGGUCACGUGGAGGGAGGGGCUGUGGGGGUCGAGUCCCAGCCGGCCUGCCCCAUCAGCGCCCGGUGUAUAAGUGGGGGUGGGAGGUGGCCAGCCACAGCCUCACGCUGCCCUUACCUGCCCGCCUGUGCCAUGGCGCAGAAGAGAAGGACCUUCACCCUCUACUCCUCUUCCUCCACCACCACCUUCGCCGCCUCUGUGGACUCGCCCGUGGAGCCUAAAAAGCCGGGCUGGGACCAGGCCCGAGCCCUCCGGCUGCGCCGGCACCCCCCCGUGCUGCACAUGGUCCUGGAGGCCCUGCGGAACACGCAGCGCCCCGGGGGCACCUCGGUGGCCGCCAUCAAGGUCUACAUCCUGCACAAGUACCCCACAGUGGACGUGCUCCGGCUCAAGUACCUGCUGAGGCAGGCGCUGGCCACAGGCGUCAGCCGCGGCCUCCUCACCCGGCCGGCCAACUCCAAGGCCAAGGGGGCCACCGGCAGCUUCAAACUAGUUCCUAAGCCCACGAAGAAAACCCAGACCAAGAAGACGUGCCCCAAAGCAGCCCCCAGAGACCCCGGCGAGGCCAAGGAGCAGGGCCCCAGGAGAGCCAGCAAGGCCGAGAAGGGUCUUCCCAGCCCAGCCCAGGCCAAGAAGGACCCCAGGAAGCCGGGAGAGGGCAAGGCGGCUCCCCCCAAACCCGGAGCAGCCAAGGAUAAGCCCCCCCGAAAGGCCGGCGAGACCAAAAAGGGCCUUUCCGAGCCGGGCCAGGGGCCAAAGGGACCCCAGAAGGCAAGUGAGGGGAAGGGGGCGCGUGCGAAACCAAGCACGGCUGAGAAGGCCCCCCAGAACGGCAGCCAGACCAAGGCCAGCCAGGCCCCCCGGCCCCCCGGCAAGGCCAGCAAGGCCCCUCCCAGUGGGAAGCCAAAGGCCGCAGGAGGUAGGAGCCAGCCAGGUGCCGACGCCCUCAGGAAAACCAAAGUGAAGAGCAGCAGCUCCAAGGCCACGGUCAGCAAGAGCGAGAAUGGCGCCGUGUCCCCCUCGGGGAAGGAGGCGAAGGCCCAGGGGGGGCUGCAGCCGGGAGCCAAGGCCCGGCGGCCUCCCAAGGGCAGUGCUCCGGCCAGGAAGAAGAUGGACUUGAGCCCCAAGGCCUCAACAGCCGUGGCAGACAGCCGGGGGUCAGGGGCCAAGACCUAGAGGCCGGGAGGGAGAGACGGAGAUUCCGCAGGAGUUUUAUCCCCACGUGCCGUCACCGGCUCGCUGUACCCCGCUUAUCAAUAAAGGUGCUUUUGCUUCUCACACAAGCCGGCGAGGAAGGCAGCGGCAGCUGAGGCUGAAGAGUUUGGCCACAGGGCUCAAACCGUUGGGAAGACUGUGCCCUUCAAGGAGCUGGCGCAGGGCCCUAAGGCACGUGAGGGUACCGGAAGGUUCCAUGCAGCCUGAGGUCUUUGAGGGCAUCCUGGAAGAGGUGGCUUUUUUUUGGGGGGAGGGUUUCACA
This is a messenger RNA of Sorex araneus (European shrew), 1518 nucleotides long. Its product is annotated as histone H1.8. Gene Ontology annotation, molecular function: DNA binding. The record is from RefSeq and is a predicted model, not a curated record. The coding region runs from base 174 to 1217 and encodes 347 amino acids. Gene Ontology annotation, biological process: nucleosome assembly. Lineage: Eukaryota; Metazoa; Chordata; Mammalia; Eulipotyphla; Soricidae. The transcript is spliced from 5 exons. Gene Ontology annotation, cellular component: nucleosome.